UCGAGAUAUUCCCAUAUCACUUUUCAUACGCCUAGCAAACAGUUCAAUAGAACUGAACAAAAAAUACAUUUUUUUCGCUUUUGACGAACGUAUAUUAUUUUUCAAAUAUUUAAAAAAAAAACACACAAAAAUUCAAGCUUUUUGCAUUAACACGAACGAUGAAUAAGGCGAAGGACGGUAUUCAACAGCGGAUGAGCCCAAUGCCGUCGUGCUCGGUGCGUUCGCCAGCCAACCGGGAGCGCCGUGCCGUGGUGGAGUCGUACGAGGGGCCGCAGAUGAUGCCCGAUGAGGCCAUGCUGCCGAUGCCGCCGCACAAUAUGGCGCGCAGUCCCAGCCAUUUGCUGCAGGACACUCAACAGUGGCUGGGUCGCUGGCAGAUCUUGUUGCGCAUCCUGAAGCGUCGUAUCUGAGGGAUCCGAUCCGUUUUGUUAUUGUCAUUUUUAACGUUUUGUUGUUGCGCUUUGCCCCAGUUGAAGUUCCUUUCUGAUAAAUCCCAUUUGAUUCCAGUUUCUAAAUGUUUAAAAUGCAGCUUUGCAUUUGAGCUCGCGUUACAAAUUGAUCGAAAAGUGCUCUCCUGUAGGUAUUGCCCAGUUUUAAAUGGUAUAAUAAAGUUCUACAAGUGCAUUUAUUAGGCAAAA
Messenger RNA from Drosophila montana, 638 nucleotides. RefSeq lists its product as uncharacterized. Bases 159 to 410 code for a protein of 83 amino acids. The transcript has 2 exons. The record is from RefSeq and is a predicted model, not a curated record. NCBI's taxonomy places the organism in Eukaryota, Metazoa, Arthropoda, Insecta, Diptera, Drosophilidae.